Helicoverpa armigera (cotton bollworm) is the source of this 1760-nucleotide messenger RNA. RefSeq names its product UDP-glycosyltransferase UGT5. Gene Ontology annotation, molecular function: UDP-glycosyltransferase activity. The transcript has 4 exons. Bases 43 to 1617 code for a protein of 524 amino acids. Lineage: Eukaryota; Metazoa; Arthropoda; Insecta; Lepidoptera; Noctuidae. The record is from RefSeq and is a predicted model, not a curated record.
ACAAACUUUUAUCAUUUAUCAGUCUCAAUUCACUCAUUCAAAAUGACUGAUUUCUCGUACUUUAUCGUGGUUCACACAUUAGUGUUGUUGCUAAGUCAAGGUGAAGCGGCAAAGAUACUAGUUUACAUCCCCACUCCGUCCAUCAGUCAUCAGGUAGUAUUCCGGCCGUUGACGCAAGCACUGGCAGCCAGAGGUCAUGAGGUCACCGUCGUCACAACAGACCCUGCGUUCCCAAAAGGAGGUGCACCCCCAAACUUAAAAGAAAUUGACGUCCACGAUAUAUCUUACAAUAUAUGGAGAACAGAAGUAAUGAAAGCGUCACGAGGUGAAGAAAUAGACGACAUAUUAGCACCGAUGAGUGUAAUGUUAUAUGCCGUUGAAAAAGCAUUUGAGGCCCAACUACAACACCCAGAGGUUCAAGCUUUAAUAAAAGGCACAAAUAAUAAACAUUUUGACUUGCUGAUUGCAGAAGCCCAUAUGGCAAUGUUGCUGGCAUUUGCUCAUAUUUACAAGACGCCAGUUAUUCAAGCGAGUUCACUAGGAGCCUAUUUUGGGAAUUAUGAAACAGUGGGAGCACCAACGCAUCCAUUCCUGUACCCGCAUGUUAUGCGACGAAAAUUGAAUAACCUCUCAGUUUGGGACAAGGUGACAGAAUUAUAUGAUCAGUACAGACUGGAAAAGCUGAUUGCAGAUGCACAGCCGGGUGAAAAUGCUUUAGUAGAAAAAUAUUUUGGACCAGGCAUCCCUCCAGUUUCGGAAUUGCUCAAAAAUGUUGACAUGCUGUUUUUGAAUGAAAAUCCCAUAUUUGGAGAUGUAAGGCCUGUACCGCCAGCAGUUGUGUUCAUGGGUGGUCUUCAUCAAAAUCCUGAAAAGGAUCUUCCUAAGGACCUUAAAACAUUCUUAGAUUCAUCUAAACAUGGCGUAAUAUACAUCAGCUAUGGUACCAAUGUGGAUCCUGCACUUCUACCGCCGGAGAAAAUACAAGCGAUGAUAGAGGUGCUGUCUCAACUGCCUUACGAUGUCUUGUGGAAGUGGAGCAAGGACGAGCUUCCUGGGAGAACACCAAACAUCAGGAUUUCCAAGUGGUUGCCACAAUCAGAUUUACUCAAGCAUCCCAAAGUCAAAUUGUUCAUAACUCAAGGAGGACUACAGUCCACAGACGAGGCUAUUACCGCAGGAGUUCCCCUUAUAGGCAUGCCCAUGAUAGCUGAUCAAUGGUACAAUGUAGAAAGAUAUGUAGCCCACAAGAUUGGAGUCAGACUCGACAUGGAAACUCUAACGGAAGAGAACUUCAAGAAUGCUAUUAAUAAAACCAUUGGAGAUGACAGUUACCGAAAGAACAUCGUGCGUCUCCGGAACAUCAUUCAAGAUCAGCCCCAAAAGCCUUUGGACCGGGCCGUAUGGUGGACGGAAUACGUCAUCCGUCACGGCGGAGCUAAACAUUUACUCUCACCAGCUGCCCACAUCACAUGGACAGAGUUCCUUGAACUCAAACUAGUAUUUACACUUCUAGCAGUAUUUUUGACCGCUAUCGUAACUUUCCUCCUAGCUUUAUAUCUAGUGUUUAAGUUUGUUCGGAGUUUUUUGAAAGGUAGUGUAAAAGUGAAGAGGUCGUAAAAAGCGUUGUGUGUUAUAUGUAAAUGGUUUUAGUACUUUGUUCUCAAAAUAAGGAUUGAUAUUAAAAUUGGUAUGGUCUUGUGACUAAAAACAAAUGUAAAUCAUUGAGUUUUAAUUAUAGAAAUUAUUUUAUUUUAUGGUGA